This is a messenger RNA of Triticum turgidum subsp. durum (durum wheat), 999 nucleotides long. Lineage: Eukaryota; Viridiplantae; Streptophyta; Magnoliopsida; Poales; Poaceae. The record is from the annotation of a GenBank genome assembly.
AUGAAUGCCUGCGCUCUGAACUCAAUGGAGAUGAAGGCGAAGCCGGCGAGGGGCGGGAAGCGGAGCAGGGCGAGCGGCGGCACGGCGGUGGUGCUGCUGGAGAAGAAGGAGUCCGAGAAGGAGAGGAGGAAGCGCAUGAAGGGGCUCUGCGAGAAGCUCGCAUCCCUCAUCCCAAGAGAACACUGCUGCUCCAGCACUGCCAUCAUUGAUGAGGUAUGUAUACAUGGAUUUCAAAGAGAAAACACCGGAGGAAAUCAACUUCCAACGGAAAAGUGUUGGUUCUUCAUUGGGGGUGACCAUCAUCAAUCUAUUGAUAAGGAUACAAUGACCCAGCUAGGCAGCCUGGAUGUUGGGGCGUCAUACAUCAAGAAGCUGAAGGAGAGGGUCGAUGAGCUACAACGUAGGAGGAGCUCCGUGCAGGCCUUCGACACAUUAAAAGGAGAUACUAGUAUCCCAACGCCCACUACCACGACUACCACAAGCAGUGGUCCUGGGUCGCCAGAAGAAGAGAAAGCUUGGGAGGCAUCGGAACCGGUAUUGCAGGUGCGGCAACACGACGAUUCAAGCAUGGAGGUGAGACUAAUAUGCUGCAUGGAGAGGCCGAUCAAGCUCCAUGAGGUAAUCACCAUCCAUGAGGAAGAAGGUGCUGAGAUCAUCAACGCCAAUCACUCGGUUGCUGGCCACAAAAUGUUCUACACUAUACACUCUCGGGCCUUCAGCUCGAGAAUUGGCAUAGAUGUUUCAAGGGUUUCUGAACGACUGGGAGCAUUGAGCCGACUCUUUUCGCACGAAAAGCAGGCACCAUCGUGCAUGCGCAGCAUUGAGGUCCCCAAGUACACUGAUGGGACCAACCUAACUCCUCCCAAGGAGCUCAUCAGCAACAACGAUAUAGGUGGAACUAAUAAGGUACCCAACCCCGAGUGUGAGUAUUGGGCUGAGCAAGAUCAAUUGAUGUGGAGUUCCCUUCUUGUGUCAAUAUCAACAGAGUUAAUCGAGUAG